Messenger RNA from Astrephomene gubernaculifera, 1534 nucleotides. NCBI's taxonomy places the organism in Eukaryota, Viridiplantae, Chlorophyta, Chlorophyceae, Chlamydomonadales, Astrephomenaceae. The record is from the annotation of a GenBank genome assembly.
GCCAACUUACACAUUAUCCCAUCGCCAUCUUGGAACCUUAGGAUCUCAGGGCUAACUUAGGACACCUGGCCAGGAAAGUCACGUCCGCUCCGCUUCUAUGGAGCCUGCGACGCCCGAGGAACGCGCAGUCCGAUAAACCAGUGCUUGAUGGCGACUCGGCAGGUUUCUCGGCUGUCGCUCGCGCCUCAGCUCCGCGACCAUCUGAUCGCAAAUAACCUGAUCACUGCCAGGGAUGUCUUGCUGCUGGGUCCCCUAGACCUCAUGGAGUUGCUGGGCCUUACGUGGAGCCAAGCCAACCACCUGCUUGCUGACGUCAGCGCGCAAGUAACCCCGCCGUACGCAACGGCAUGGGAGGCCUUGGCGCAGCUGACGUCUGGAGAGGCGCCGCCGCCGCUACGCACGGGCCUGCCGAUCCUGGACGGGGCGUUGCGGCUGGGUCUCCCGCUGGGCAGCAUCACGGAGCUGGUGGGGCCGGGUGGAGUGGGGAAGUCGCAGAUGUGCCACAUGAUGGCGCUCACCGCUGCCCUGCCCACCAGCUUUGGAGGCCUCGCCAGUGGUGUCGUGUACAUUGACACGGAGCGCAAGUUCUCAGCGGCUCGAAUGGCGGAGAUGGUGCAAGCACGGGCACGGGCAGCAGCAGCUACUGCUGCUGCUGGUGCUGCUGCUAUUGCUGCUGGUGCUGCUGGUGCUGCUACUACUGCACUAGCUACUACUGCUGCUGCUUCUGACGCGUUGAUUUCGGAGGUGCUCCAACGGGUAGCCGUUAUGACUCCAGGCAGCACGGGGGAGCUCGUGGGCGCACUGGAGGCCCUGCAAACCAUCGUGCUCCGCCAUCGGGCCCGACUGGUGGUCAUUGACAGCAUCGCAGCUCUUGCUCGUACCGAGUACGGCAAUAGUACGGCAACUACCGGCGGCGGUGAUGGCGGUGAUGGUGGUGGGGGUGGCGGGGGGCUGCUGGGGGGUAUCAUGGAGCGGCAGCAGGUGCUGGGUCGGAUAGCCUCGCAGCUCAAGGCGCUAGCGGAGUCCCUGCGAAUACCCGUGCUGGUGACGAACCAGGUCACCACCCGCAUCACAGGGCCGGCCACGCACCCGCACCAGCAGCAAGCAGGGGGCGGGGGCGGAGGCGGGGGCGUGCUGACGGCGGCGUUGGGCACCAAAUGGGCGCACUGCGUGAACCUGCGGAUAGUGCUGGAGCGGCUGCAUGAACGCCGGUUCCUAAAGGUGGCCAAGAGCCCCUCCUGUGCGAAUGUGGUUCUCGAGUACGUCAUUGGACCCAUGGGUCUGCAACAGCUCGACCGUGGCGGCGAGCUACCGGCUGUACUGCAGGGCAACGUGCUGGACAUGGCCAUCCUGAAUGAGGUUGAUUAUGGGGCGGAGUACGGCUGAUACGACACGGAGGGAGCGGGUUGCGCGGCAGCGCGAGAAAAAGGGUCAUUGGGCGGUAAAGGCGAGGGCAUGAUUCGUGGUACAUGUUAAGAAGCUUAACGGACACAGCGAUGGAGUUGGCGGAGAGAGGUUGGUCAUCGAAUAGCGG